This is a messenger RNA of Ixodes scapularis (black-legged tick), 654 nucleotides long. Its product is annotated as DNA repair protein SWI5 homolog. The transcript has a single exon. Bases 137 to 544 code for a protein of 135 amino acids. NCBI's taxonomy places the organism in Eukaryota, Metazoa, Arthropoda, Arachnida, Ixodida, Ixodidae. Gene Ontology annotation, cellular component: Swi5-Sfr1 complex; Swi5-Swi2 complex. The record is from RefSeq and is a predicted model, not a curated record. Gene Ontology annotation, biological process: double-strand break repair via homologous recombination.
GAGUCCACAAGCUGAUAAUCUCGCAGCAGACCGGCGGACCCGACGUACUUCAAGCUCAAAGUAGAAGCGAAUUUGUGUGCUCUUCGAUCUUAGCCUGUAAACUUCAUGCUCCUUCAAGUCGAUUACCAAAUCCGCCAUGGACGAGCAACGCAUCGACAUGUCGAAGGGCAUAAAAACUGCUGCACCCGCGGAGACGGCAUCGACAACCCCGUUUAAACGCCGAAGGUUAUCCCAAGCAAGGUUCACGAACACUUCGUUCCACUCCCCGGUCAAGAUCCUACCCGAGAAGAAACCCGAGAGCGUGGACGAUCUUCAACGGGAGCUCGACAGCCUCACAUCGAAGUCUCGGGAGAUCGACCAGGAACUGAACGAUCUCCGGGCGCAAGGCUUGAAAACCGAAGAACUCGACUGGCACAUCGAAAAACUCCACGAAUACAAUGACGUCCGAGAUGCCGCGCACGUAAUGAUCGGACAUCUGGCCGUUUUGGAAAGAGUUACGGUCCGAGAGAAGCACGAGCAGUACGGCCUUCCGCUUCAUGAUUGAGAGUGUGGCAUCAUCCAGGGUGUCUUUUCCCUACUGGUCUCGGUGUCUGCAUUGUGUGAAGCCACAACGACAAACACAAAAAACAAGAAAAUGAAUUCCGAGCUUUUUUU